This is a messenger RNA of Drosophila albomicans, 1153 nucleotides long. Its product is annotated as probable zinc transporter protein DDB_G0282067. The record is from RefSeq and is a predicted model, not a curated record. NCBI's taxonomy places the organism in Eukaryota, Metazoa, Arthropoda, Insecta, Diptera, Drosophilidae. Bases 407 to 1117 code for a protein of 236 amino acids. The transcript has a single exon.
UGUAUAAUACUUCUGCGAAAAUUUAAUUUUUAAUAGAUCAAAGUUCGUAAUAUUUGAAAGUGUCGAGGAUGUUGCAUUAGACUUAAAGAUAUGCCAUAAAAGGCUCUCAAGGUCUUAAUCUAAUUUUUAUGAAUUUAUUUCAUAAUCAUAAAUUUAGUCGUUGAUUAAAACUAUAGUUUUUAGCCCACUGUAAGUUGCAGUUGUAAACGAUUUUUCACAGCAAAAAAAGGUAUUUGCAUUGAAGGCGAUCAAGCAGAAAAUGCUCAAACUGCAACAGCAGCACCAAAAAGACAUCUUGCAUCACACGCAAGAUUUGUGGAUUUUGCGGUGAGCAAGAGCAGCAGCAAAUAAAUCGAAUAUAAAAGCGCAGUAGCCAAACAAAUGGAGCGUUCAGUUAGAUGGCAGCAUGAUGAGGGAACACCUGAAGCUGCUGUUGAUCUUGGGCCUGCUGCUGACAUACGCGGCGGCCAAGAAGAAGGAGUCCUCUUCGGAGGAGGAGGAAGAGGGCGGCGAGAAGCACGAGAAAAAGAAAUAUGGUGAUGAAGAGCAUAAGGGCGAACAUGGACAUAAGAAGCACAAGGAAUGGGAGGAGGAUGAGAAGAAACAUCACGAGGCCGAGGAUCACGAACAUCAUCAUGGCGACAAGGGCGAAAAGAAAAAGAAACACUACGAUGAGAAGGAAGAGUAUGGCGAGAAGCACGAGCAUGGUGCCCACAAAAAGGGGGGCAAGCAUCACCACAAGAAGAAGCACAAGAAGGGUCACAAGGAGUUGGAGUAUCACAAGAAAUUCAAUAAGGAUGAGUACCACAAGGAGAAGAAGUUCUACGAUGAUGAGCAUAAGGGCGGACAUCACAAGAAGUACGGAAAGGAGCACAAGCAUCAUGAGGAGGAACAUGGCGAGGCGAAGAAGGGCGAGAAGCAUGACAGUGGCAAGAAAAAAGGACACAAAAAGAAGGAGGGACACUACAAAAAGGGACAUCACGACGAGGAUCACAAGAAGUACAAGAAGGAGCACAAAUACGGCGACAGUUACGAGGAGAAGGAAGAGCACGGCAAGAAGGGAGAGAAGAAGCACGGUCACAAGCAUCACAAGAAGAGUGGCAAGAAGCAUGGUUAAAACUUGUGUUUCGUUCUAGACUCAUUAAUAAAGAAA